Molecule: messenger RNA, 11605 nt
Organism: Fragaria vesca subsp. vesca
Lineage: Eukaryota; Viridiplantae; Streptophyta; Magnoliopsida; Rosales; Rosaceae
Product: E3 ubiquitin-protein ligase UPL1-like
Exons: 17
Coding region: 1-11085 (3694 amino acids)
Biological process (GO): positive regulation of protein catabolic process; proteasome-mediated ubiquitin-dependent protein catabolic process; protein polyubiquitination
Molecular function (GO): protein binding; ubiquitin-protein transferase activity
Source: RefSeq, a predicted model, not a curated record
AUGAAGUUGAAGCGAAGGAGGGCCGUGGAAGUGCCUCCGAAAAUUAGAUCCUUCAUCAACAGUGUCACUGCUGUUCCUUUUGAGAAUAUAGAGGAGCCCCUAAAAGGUUUUGUCUGGGAGUACGAUAAGGGUGAUUUCCAUCAUUGGGUUGAUCUGUUCAACCAUUUUGAUUCUUUUUUUGAGAAGCAUAUAAAAUCUAGGAAGGAUUUACAGGUUGAGGAUAAUUUUCUUGACUCUGAUCCUCCUUUUCCAAGAGAAGCUCUUCUUCAAGUUCUCCGUGUAAUAAGAAUAAUUUUGGAGAACUGCACUAAUAAACACUUCUACAGUUCUUAUGAGCAGCAUCUCUCAUCUUUGCUUGCUUGCACUGAUGCCGAUGUGGUUGAGGCUUGCCUGCAGACUCUGGCUGCAUUUUUGAAGAAAACAGUUGGAAAGUAUUCCAUUAGAGAUGCUUCACUAAAUUCAAAGUUGUUUGCUCUUGCACAAGGUUGGGGAGGAAAGGAAGAGGGUCUUGGAUUAGUUGCCUGUGCGGUACAAGAUGGUUGUGACCCCAUUGCUUACGAGUUAGGAUGCACCCUUCACUUUGAGUUUUAUGCAUUGGAAGAUGCAAGUGAAUUAUCAACCACAGAACAACAGACCCAAGGUUUACAAAUCAUACAUUUACCUAACAUCAACACUCAUCCAGAGUCUGAUCUUGAGCUUUUGAGCAAGUUGAUUGCCGAGUACAAAGUACCUAGUAGUUUGAGAUUUGCUUUAUUGACAAGAUUGCGUUUUGCAAGGGCGUUUGGCUCUUUAGCUACUCGUCAACAGUAUGCCUGCAUUCGUCUGUAUGCCUUCAUAGUUCUUGUUCAAGCAAAUAGUGAUGCCGAUGACCUUGUUUCUUUCUUUAACACUGAACCGGAGUUUGUCAAUGAACUAGUGUCACUAUUGAGCUUUGAAGAUGUAGUUCCUGAGAAAAUUCGAAUUCUGUGUCUCCUUUCAUUGGUUGCUCUUUCUCAAGAUCGAUCCCGACAGCCUAAUGUUUUGACUGCUGUUACAUCUGGUGGGCAUCGUGGAAUACUAUCCAGCCUUAUGCAGAAGGCCAUUGAUUCUGUCCUUAGUGAUACAUCAAAGUGGUCUGUUGUUUUUGCUGAGGCUCUGUUAUCUCUUGUUACAGUUUUGGUUUCAUCAUCAUCAGGUUGUUCGGCAAUGCGAGAAGCUGGGUUCAUCCCCACCCUUCUCCCUUUGCUUAAAGAUACAAAUCCACAGCACCUGCAUUUGGUCAGCACAUCUGUGCAUAUUUUAGAAGCUUUCAUGGAUUACAGUAAUCCAGCUGCUGCAUUGUUCCGGGACUUGGGGGGUUUAGAUGAUACCAUCUCUCGCCUGCAGGUGGAAGUGUCUCAGGUAGAAAAUGGUCCAAAGCAACAAGAUGAAGAUUCUAGUAUCGCUGGGAGUAGUGCACAAGUAGUUGCAGGAACUUCCACUGAGAUAGACAGCAUGCAACCUCUGUAUUCAGAACCUCUUGUUUCAUAUCAUCGACGACUGCUGAUGAAAGCUCUGCUGCGUGCUAUAUCUCUGGGAACUUAUGCACCUGGAAACACUGCUCGUGUUUAUGGCUCAGAGGAGAGUCUGUUGCCACAGUGCUUAUGCAUAAUCUUUAAAAGGGCAAAAGAUUUUGGUGGUGGGGUGUUUUCACUUGCAGCUUCUGUCAUGAGUGAUUUGAUUCACAAAGAUCCUACCUGUUUUCCAGUUUUAGAUGAAGCAGGCCUGCCCUCUACCUUCCUCAAUGCUAUAAUGGAUGGUGUUCUUUGCUCAACCGAGGCCAUUACAUGCAUCCCACAGUGUCUAGAUGCUCUGUGUUUAAAUAAUAACGGUCUUCAGGCUGUCAAAGAUCGCAAUGCGUUGAGGUGCUUUGUGAAGAUAUUUACUUCAAGAACCUAUUUGCGUGCUCUAACAAGUGAUACACCUGUCUCCUUAUCUAGUGGAUUGGAUGAAUUAAUGCGCCAUGCUUCUUCAUUACGUGGUCCUGGUGUGGACAUGCUAAUUGAGAUUUUAAAUGCCAUUUCAAAAAUUGGACACGGGGUUGAUGCUUCUCUCACGUCAACUGAAGUUCCGUCUUCUUCUACUCCUGUUCCCAUGGAAACUGAUGGAGAAGAGAGGAAUGUUGUCAUGUCUGAUGAUAGGGAGUCAUCCAAAAUGGAUAGUUCGGAGCAGGGAACUGAACCAUCUUCUGAUUCUGUAGUAGGAAAUGCUGAACAAUUGCUUCCUGAUUGUGUAAGCAAUGUUGCACGUCUUCUGGAAACUAUACUUCAGAAUGGUGACACUUGUCGUAUAUUUGUGGAGAAGAAGGGGAUUGAAGCUGUCCUGCAGUUGUUUACCUUGCCUUUAAUGCCUCUUUCUGCUUCAGUUGGUCAGAGUAUAUCUAUUGCAUUCAAGAACUUCUCACCACAGCAUUCUGCUUCUUUGGCUCGAGCAGUAUGUUCAUUUUUGAGAGAGCAUCUGAAAUCAACAAAUGAACUCUUAGUUUCAGUUGGUGGGACUCAACUUUCUUUGGUGGAAUCUGCAAAGCAAACUAAGGUUUUGAAACAACUUUCCAGUCUUGAAGCUAUUCUGUGUCUGUCUAAUAUUCUAUUGAAAGGGACAACUACGGUGGUGUCGGAAUUGGGUGCAGCAGAUGCUGAUGUAUUGAAAGAUCUUGGGAGCACAUACAGGGAAAUCCUCUGGCAAAUAUCUUUGUGUAAUGAUGUCAAGUCUGAUGAGAAGAUCACUGCUGAACAAGAACAAGACAAUGCUGAGGCAGCUCCAUCGAAUGCUUCUGGAAGGGAGAGUGAUGAUGAUACUAAUAUCCCAGUGGUGAGAUACAUGAACCCAGUCUCUAUUAGGAAUCAGCCCUUCUGGGGUGGAGAGCGUGAGUUCCUGUCAGUUGUUCGCAGUGGUGAAGGUUUGCACCGUCGUAGUACUCGGCACGGGAUUACACGCAUGAGGGGAGGAAGGACAGGCCGGCAUUUGGAGGCUUUACAUAUUGAUUCUGAAUCUUCUUCCACAGUAUCUGAGGCAACUACAUCCCAGGAUUUGAAAAAGAAAAGUCCUGAUGUGCUUGUUACAGAAAUUCUCAACAAGCUGGCUACCACUCUACGUUCCUUCUUCACAGCUCUUGUCAAGGGAUUUACUUCACCUAAUAGGCGUAGAGUUGACUCUGGAUCAUUGAGUUUGGCUUCAAAAACUCUUGGAACUGCCCUAGCUAAAGUGUAUCUUGAGGCUCUUAGUUUCUGUGGACAUUCUACUUCUGCUGGGCUUGAUACUUCAUUGUCAGUUAAGUGUCGAUAUCUUGGGAAAGUAGUGGAUGAUAUGAUGGCACUUACAUUUGAUAACAGACGGCGGACUUGUUAUACUGCAACAAUUAAUAAUUUCUAUGUCCAUGGUACCUUUAAGGAGCUGCUCACAACAUUUGAAGCUACUAGUCAGUUGUUGUGGACCGUUCCAUAUGGUAUGCCAACAUCAGGCAUUGAUCAUGAAAAGAAUGGUGAAGGCAGUAAACUGUCCCAUAGUUCGUGGCUGCUUGAUACAUUACAAAGCUAUUGCCGCGUGCUGGAGUAUUUUGUUAAUUCUUCUUUGCUCUUAUCUACAACCUCUGCAUCCCAGGCACAGUUGCUUGUUCAGCCAGUUGCAGUUGGUCUAUCAAUUGGUCUUUUCCCUGUGCCAAGGGAACCAGAAGUUUUUGUUCGUAUGCUGCAGUCUCAAGUUCUUGAUGUAAUACUUCCCAUCUGGAACCACCCCAUGUUUCCAAAUUGUACUCCAGGAUUUGUUGCUUCCAUUGUUUCACUUGUUAUGCAUGUAUAUUCUGGUGUGGGAGAUGUGAAGCAGAAUCGCAGUGGCAUUGCUGGCACUACAAACCAAAGAUUCAUGCCCCCACCACUUGAUGAAGGUACAAUUAGUACCAUUAUGGGUAUGGGUUUUUCAAGGGCCAGAGCAGAAGAAGCUCUUAGGAGGGUGGAAACAAAUAGUGUUGAAAUGGCCAUGGAGUGGCUUUGUAACCAUCCCGAGGAUCCUGUGCAGGAGGAUGAUGAUCUGGCCCAGGCACUUGCUCUAUCACUAGGACCUGAAACAUCUAAAGCUGAUAAUGUUGAAAAGUCUGUAGAUGUGCUGGCAGAAGAGAGUUGUGUGAAAGCUCCACCAAUUGAUGAUAUUCUUGCUGCAUCAGUUAAGUUGUUUCAGAGCAGUGAUACCAUGGCUUUCCCAUUGACAGAUUUGCUUGUGACACUUGGCAAUCGGAACAAAGGUGAAGACCGUCCUAGAGUUACAUCUUAUCUAAUUCAGCAACUCAAACUUUGUCCAUUGGAUUUUUCUAAGGAUACCAGUGCUUUGAGUAUGUUAUCACAUGUUAUAGCAUUGCUGCUUUCUGAGGAUGGAAGUACAAGGGAAAUUGCUGCACAGAAUGGUAUUGUAUCUGUUGCAGUAGAUAUCUUGAUGAAUUAUAAGGCCAAAGAGGAGCCAGGCAAUGAACUUCUUGUUCCAAAAUGUAUUAGUGCUCUACUGCUUAUUUUGGAUAACAUGUUGCAAUCAAGGCCCAGAAUUUCUGAGAACAUUGAAGAAACUCAGACUGGAUCUCUGACUGAAUUAUCUGGAGAUCGUGCUUCCUUGUCAAUCCCUGGUGCAUUUCUUGAAAAUGGAGGAUUGACGGCUCUUUUUGGUCUUCCUAGAAGUUGUUUUUUCCCUGGAUAUGAUACUGUUGCAUCUGCUAUUGUUCGCCAUCUUCUUGAAGAUCCGCAGACACUGCAAACAGCAAUGGAAUUGGAAAUUCGCCAAACACUGAGUGGCAACAGGCACGGUGCACGUACUUCUGCAAGGACAUUCUUGACAUCAAUGGCACCUGUAAUCUCUAGAGAUCCAGUGGUUUUUAUGAAAGCUGUUGCUGCUGUUUGUCAGUUGGAGACGUCAGCAGGUAGGACAUUCAUUGUCUUAAUGAAGGAAAAAGAAAAGGAAAAGGACAAACCUAAGGCAUCUGGUGGUGAGGCUGGAUUAUCUUCCAAUGAAUGUGUCCGCAUUCCUGAAAAUAAAGUACAUGAUGGAUCAGGUAAAUGCUUGAAAGGUCACAAGAAGAUCCCUGCUAAUCUUACUCAAGUGAUUGAUCAACUGCUUGAAAUUGUCUUGAAAUACUAUUUCCCAAAGAGCCAGGAAGAUUCUCUGAAUGACCUAUCUUCUAUGGAGGUAGAUGAACCUGCUACCAAGGUAAAGGGUAAAUCAAAGGUUGAUGAGACAAGGAAAGUGGAGUCUGGAUCUGAAAGAUCUGCAGGACUGGCUAAGGUAACAUUUGUUCUCAAGUUACUGAGUGAUAUUCUUCUCAUGUAUGUACAUGCAGUUGGGGUUAUACUUAAACGGGAUAUGGAACUGACUCAAUUGCGGGUAGCUAAUCAACUGGAAAAUCCUGGACAAGGUGGUAUACUUCAUCACGUUAUUCAUCGAUUGCUUCCACUAACCAUUGAUAAAUCUGCUGGACCUGAUGAAUGGAGAGACAAGUUGUCAGAAAAAGCUUCUUGGUUCCUGGUAGUUCUGUGUGGUCGUUCUGGUGAAGGGCGUAGAAGAGUAAUUAGUGAACUUGUGAAAGCUUUAUCAUCAUUUUCAAACAUUGAUAGUUGUUCUUCGAAGAGCAUCAUAUUGCCAGAUAAGAAGGUUUAUGCUUUUGUGGAUUUGGUGUACUCUAUUUUGUCGAAAAAUUCAUCAUCGAGCAACUUACCUGGUUCUGGGUUUUCACCAGACAUAGCAAAAAGCAUGAUAGAUGGGGGAAUGAUUCAGUGUCUGACUAGUAUCCUACAAGUGAUUGAUUUGGAUCAUCCUGAUGCUCCCAAAACUGUGAAUCUCAUACUCAAGGCUUUAGAAAGUUUAACAAGGGCUGCUAAUGCUAGUGAGCAAUAUUUUAAAUCUGAUGAGACAAAGAAAAAAUCCACGGUGUUGAAUGGAAGAUCUGAUGAUCAGGUAACUACUCCAGCUGAUGAUACAUUAGGGCAUAAUCAGAAUAUAAGCAGUGAGCAGGACGUCAGAGAUGCAGUACCAACUGAACAACAGGAUCAAGGAACUUCUCAAAGUGAAGGUAAUCCUGAUGCAACUCCGAACCAGUCAGGGGAACAUGAUAUGAGAAUUGAAGUUGAAGGGCCAUUGGCUUCUAACCAACCCAUGGAGCUUGGGAUGGAUUUCAUGCGUGAAGAGAUGGAAGAAGGCAAUGUGUUACACAACACUGACCAAAUCGAAAUGACUUUUCGUGUUGAAGGUAGGGCAGAUGAUGACAUGGGUGAUGAAGAUGACGACAUGGGUGAUGAUGGUGAGGAUGAUGAGGAUGAUGAUGAUGGAGAGGAUGAAGAUGAGGAUAUAGCAGAAGAUGGUGGCGGCAUGAUGUCUCUGGCUGAUACUGAUGUGGAAGACCAUGAUGAUACUGGCCUGGGAGAUGAUUAUAAUGAUGAGAUGAUUGAUGAAGAUGAUGAUGAUUUCCACGAGAAUCGUGUCAUAGAAGUGAGAUGGAGGGAAGCCCUUGAUGGGCUUGAUCAUUUACAGGUACUUGGGCAACCUGGAGCUGCAAGUGGACUGAUUGAUGUUGCUGCCGAACCUUUUGAAGGGGUUAAUGUGGAUGACCUUUUUGGUCUACGAAGGCCGUUAGGUUUUGAUCGACGUCGUCAGACGAGUAGGUCUUCCUUUGAGCGAUCUGUUACAGAAGCAAAUGGCUUUCAACAUCCUCUCCUUAUAAGGCCUUCCCAUUCUGGAGAUCUGGUAUCCAUGUGGUCAGCUGGUGGAAAUUCAUCCCGGGACUUAGAAGCUCUAUCAUCAGGGAGCUUUGAUGUAGCUCAUUUCUACAUGUUUGAUGCUCCUGUUCUUCCAUAUGAUCAUGUCCCGAACAAUCUUUUUGGUGACCGUUUGGGUGGUGCAGCACCGCCACCAUUGACUGAUUAUUCUGUAGGUAUGGAUUCGCUGCAGUUAGCGGGACGGAGAGGCCCAGGUGAUGGCCGGUGGACUGAUGAUGGCCAGCCUCAAGCAGGUGCUCAUGCUGCUGCUAUUGCUCAGGCAGUUGAGGAACAAUUUAUAUCCCAAUUGCGCAGUCUUGCUCCUGUUGACACCCCUGUUGAACCGCAUUCUCAGAAUUCAGGAGUGCAGGAGAAACAGCCAGAUAUGCCUCCUUCAACAGAUAGUCAAGUAGUAGUAGAUCACAGCCAACAAAUUGAAGAUCAGGACCAAGACAGGGGUGUUGAAGCAGCACAUCAAGUUAUCUCCACACCUGAGGGUAUUCCUUCCCAAGAACAAGUCAAUCCAGAAUCUUUUGUCGAAAAUGCUGUGGACUGUUUGCAGGGACCUGAACCAAUGUCAAUCCAGGCACCUUCUUUGGACAGUGCACGAAAUGAUAACAUGGACAUUGGAGAGGGGAAUGGCGCUGCUGCGCAAGUAGGGUCUAUGCCAGCAUUUGUCAACUCAUCUGCAAGCACAAGGGUUGAUUUACAACAGGAUGAGGUUUCUGAAGUGCCUUCUGAUGUCAACAAUGCUACAGUAGAAGCUAUGGGUCAGGAUGGAUCUUCAGGCAAUCUAGUUGGUGAUAUGCCGGUAAAUUUCGGCUUCAAUGUGUCUAAUUCAGGUGAUUCUCAUACUAUGGUCCGAGAAAAUGUUGAUGUUGACAUGAAUUGCAUUGAUGAAGUAAAUCAAACUGGCCAUUCCAUGCCUGCUUCUGAAAAUGGUACAGAUGACCCAUCAAGCCAAAACACAUUGAUUGCUCCAGAAGCUAAUCAGGCUGAACAAGUUAACAAUGAGACUCCUGGUGCUAAUGCGAUUGACCCUACAUUCUUGGAGGCUUUACCUGAAGAUUUGAGGGCGGAGGUUCUUGCUUCACAGCAAGCUCAGUCUGUUCAACCUCCUCCUUAUGCGCCACCUUCUGCGGACGACAUUGAUCCUGAGUUUUUAGCUGCCCUUCCGCCGGAUAUCCAAGCAGAAGUUUUGGCUCAACAAAGAGCACAAAGAGUUGCACAACAGGCUGAAGGACAACCUGUUGACAUGGACAAUGCUUCUAUAAUUGCUACAUUUCCUGCUGAUUUACGAGAAGAGGUACUUUUAACUUCUUCAGAAGCAGUGUUGUCUGCAUUACCUUCUCCACUACUGGCUGAAGCUCAAAUGCUAAGAGAUCGAGCGAUGAGUCACUAUCAGGCUCGCAGCCUCUUCGGGAGCAGCCACAGGCUGAAUAAUAGGAGAAAUGGAUUGGGUUUUGACCGGCAUACUGUAAUGGACAGGGGUGUUGGAGUCACAAUUGGCCGGAGGGCAGUUUCUUCUAUUACAGAUAGCUUAAAGGUUAAGGAAAUUGAAGGCGAGCCACUUCUAGAUGCAAAUUCAUUAAAAGCCUUAAUAAGGCUUCUACGAUUAGCGCAGCCCCUUGGUAAAGGACUCUUGCAGAGGCUCUUCUUAAUCCUGUGUACACACAGUGUUACAAGAGCAACUUUAGUACGUCAAUUGCUCGAUAUGAUCAAGCCUGAGGCUGAAGGCUCAGUCACUGGAUUAGCUACCAUUAAUUCCCAACGGCUUUAUGGUUGCCACUCAAAUGUUGUAUAUGGCAGAUCUCAGUUGUUAGAUGGUCUUCCUCCAUUGGUGUUGCGUCGGAUCCUUGAGAUCUUGACUUAUUUAGCUACAAAUCAUUCUACAGUGGCAAAUAUGUUAUUCUAUUUUAAUUUCUCAGGUGUUCCUCAGCCUUUAAGUCCCUUAAAUAUGGAAACCAAGAAGGACAAAGGCAAAGAGAAAGUUGGAGAAGGAGGAUUUUCAUCUAAUCCUGUCAACGCACAGGAUGGGGACGUUCCCCUGAUAUUAUUUCUGAAGCUCCUUAAUCGACCUCACUUCUUGCGUAGCACUGCUCAUCUUGAGCAGGUCAUGGACCUGCUUCAGGUGGUUGUUGAUACUUCAGCUGCAAAACUAGAGGUCCAUUCUCAAUCUGAAAGGCUCGAGGGGAAUUCCCAAAAUUUACCUGUAAGUGAAACUUCUGGAGAUGGUCAGAACAGUCAUCCUGUAGAACCAGAACCUCAUCAAGAGGUUAAACCUGAUGGUGUUGGAUCAUCAACUUCAGAUGCAACCAGGAGUACAGAUACCUAUAAUAUUUUCUUGAAACUGCCAGAAUCCGAUUUGCAUAAUCUUUGCAGUCUUCUUGGUCGUGAGGGGCUUUCAGAUAAAGUAUAUAUGCUUUCCAGUGAGGUGCUGAAGAAGUUGGCCUCAGUUGCAGUGCCCCAUCGGAAGUUUUUUAUCUCAGAGCUUUCAGAAUUAGCUCAUGGCUUGAGUGCCUCAGCUGUUGGCGAGCUUGUCACUCUCCGGAAUACACAGAUGUUGGGUUUAAGUGCCGGAUCUAUGGCUGGGUCGGCAAUCUUACGUGUACUGCAAUCACUUUGCUCACUCACUUCACCCAGUACAAAUGAGAAUUCAGGUUUGGAGAAUGAUGCAGAGCAGGAGGAGCAUGCCACCAUGUGGAAGCUAAAUAUUGCACUUGAGCCAUUGUGGCAAGAAUUGAGUGACUGUAUAAGCGCCACUGAAACACAGUUGGGCCAGAGCUCUUUUUGUCCAACCAUGUCCACUAUAAAUGUUGGGGACCAUGUACAAGGUUCCUCUUCUUCAUCUCCUCUGCCUCCUGGAACCCAGAGACUACUUCCUUUUAUGGAGGCUUUUUUUGUUUUGUGUCAGAAGCUACAAGCAAACCACUCUAUCACGCUGCAAGAUCAAGCUAAUGUGACUGCAAGAGAAGUCAAAGAGUCAGGUGGAAAUUCAGAUCCUUCAGUUACUAAAUUCCAUGGCUGUGGGGAUUCUCAGAGGAAGCUUGAUGGUGCUGUCACAUUUACAAGGUUUGCCGAGAAGCAUCGUCGUCUUCUGAAUGCAUUUAUUAGACAGAAUCCGGGCCUAUUGGAAAAAUCCCUUAGCAUGAUGUUGAAGGCACCAAGGCUAAUUGAUUUUGAUAACAAGAGAGCAUAUUUCCGGUCAAGAAUUAGGCAACAGCAUGAGCAACAUCUCUCUGGUCCGCUGCGAAUAAGUGUUCGUCGGGCUUAUGUCUUGGAGGAUUCUUACAAUCAGUUGAGAAUGCGUCCUAAUCAGGACAUGAAGGGACGAUUAAAUGUACAAUUCCAAGGGGAAGAGGGUAUUGACGCUGGUGGUCUAACACGAGAAUGGUAUCAAUUACUAUCUAGGGUGAUAUUUGACAAAGGCGCAUUGCUUUUUACUACUGUUGGAAACAAUGCAACGUUCCAGCCAAACCCUAAUUCUGUCUACCAGACGGAACAUCUUUCUUACUUCAAGUUUGUUGGCCGUGUGGUUGCAAAGGCAGUAUUUGAUGGGCAACUUUUGGAUGUUUAUUUCACUCGAUCUUUCUACAAGCACAUACUUGGCGUAAAGGUGACAUACCAUGAUAUAGAAGCCGUGGAUCCUGAUUACUACAAGAAUUUAAAAUGGAUGUUAGAGAAUGAUGUGAGUGAUAUUCCUGACCUGACGUUUAGCAUGGAUGCGGACGAAGAAAAGCAUAUUCUUUAUGAGAAAAACCAGGUGACUGAUUAUGAGCUUAAACCUGGAGGAAGAAAUAUCAGGGUUACAGAAGAAACUAAGCACGAGUAUGUAGACCUUGUAGCUGAUCAUAUUUUGACAAAUGCUAUUCGUCCUCAAAUCAAUUCUUUCCUGGAGGGGUUCAAUGAAUUGGUGCCACGUGAGCUUAUCUGGAUUUUUAAUGAUAAAGAGCUUGAGCUACUUAUCAGUGGUCUUCCGGAGAUUGAUUUGGAUGACUUGAAGGCGAACACCGAGUACACUGGGUAUACAGUAGCAUCUAGUGUUGUGCAAUGGUUUUGGGAGGUAGUUAAAAGUUUCAACAAGGAGGACAUGGCAAGACUGCUUCAAUUUGUGACUGGCACAUCAAAGGUUCCACUGGAAGGUUUCAAAGCUUUGCAAGGCAUUUCUGGUCCUCAGAGGUUUCAGAUUCACAAGGCAUAUGGAGCUCCAGACAGGCUGCCCUCUGCUCAUACAUGCUUUAAUCAACUAGACCUUCCUGAGUAUACCUCUAAGGAUCAGCUUCAUGAACGAUUGAUGCUUGCUAUUCAUGAAGGGAGUGAAGGAUUUGGCUUUGGUUGACCACAAGAGUCUGCUGAUUUAUUUCCCUAGCGUGCCAGUCAUCUGUCUCAAGUACCAUGUACAUAUAAAAGAGCUGGUACUGAUUUAGAGCUUUCAGAAUUACAAUCACCGAUGAUAUGAGAAUGGUUUUGGUAAAUGAAAGCAUCGUCUGUUUAUUAGAAGGGCGGUGAAGGAAUGAUGCUUUAAAAUGAUCGUACUAUUGUUGCUGGCUCUUGUGUGCUCCUCAGUGGCAAUGGCUGGGAAAUUUUAUUCUUUUGCAAAUUCUUUACUUGUCAGAAAUUUGGGGAGCGUACAAAUGUUGAUAGACUAUGUUUAUUGUUUGUAUUAGUAUUCAUGUUAUGAGUUCAGUCUGCUUUUAGAUUAGGCAGUCUCUUUCUGUGGCCUGGAAUAUGGUAAUAAGCUUAGGUGAAAGUUCUUAAUAAAGCUUAGGAAUCUGUACAUGUAAUAGAAUCAUUCCCAGAAGGAUUUGUUUUGGGUUUUAGUUAUGAAAGGCCAGAAAGGUGAUUCAGUUUUGCUCUUC